This is a messenger RNA of Colletotrichum karsti, 753 nucleotides long. RefSeq lists its product as uncharacterized. Bases 1 to 753 code for a protein of 250 amino acids. The transcript has 2 exons. The record is from RefSeq and is a predicted model, not a curated record. NCBI's taxonomy places the organism in Eukaryota, Fungi, Ascomycota, Sordariomycetes, Glomerellales, Glomerellaceae.
AUGCGCUUCUUCGCUGCUGCUCUCGCCCUCGCGGCUCCUCUGGCCGUUUCCGCCAUCGAGUUCACCAGCCCUUCGCUGAACUCCACCGUCACCAAGGGUUCCAGCUACGAGCUGAGUUGGAACACCGUCGACACGGACCCCUCCGUCUUCAGCGUCUACCUCGUGAACUUUGUCAACUGGCCGCCUUCUUACACUCUUUUGGCUCAGAACAUUGAGACUGCUUCCGGCGCCGCCACUGUCCAGGUCCCUUGCUCCGAGAUCAGCUCCGGUGGCUACCAAUUCAACGCCAUCAACGGAACCAACGUCUACGUGAUCUACGCGCAGACGCCCAAGUUCGCCAUCUCCGGCGACGACUGCACCGACCCCACCCCGAUCCCGGCCGAGCCCUCCACCUGCGCGCCGCCGGCCACCGUCACUGUCACGGUGAGCAAGACCCUUUCCAGAAACUCCACCGCGGCGGCGACGGGCUCGGCGGCCCAGCAAAUCACUCCGACGCCCGCCGUCGUCACCCAAGUUACCACUGUUUUCCAUGGCACUUGUCCUGACACCAUUGGAUGGUCUUCAGGCUACCAUCACCCCGUGACUCUGACAAAGCCCCCCGUUGCCCCCAACGCCCCCGAGGUCACCAAGGUCCCUGGCAAGGGCACCUUCAACUUCGCCGACGACGACGACGACGACGAUGAGGACGUGACGACCGUCUACAAGACUACUUACCUGCCUCUGUCGCUGGCCCCGACCGCCUGCGGCUGCUAA